AUGGAGUCCGCUAAUAACGUUGUUGCGCCAUUUGUUAUGAAGACAUAUCAAAUGGUGAAUGAUCCAGCGACGAAUGGAAUUAUUUCAUGGGGAAGAGGAAACAAUAGUUUUCUCGUUCUGGAUCCUAUGGAUUUUUCGCAGAGGAUUUUACCGGGUUACUUCAAGCACAACAAUUUCUCAAGCUUUAUUCGUCAGCUCAAUACCUAUGGUUUCAAAAAGGUAGAUCCAGACAGGUGGGAGUUUGCAAAUGAAUGGUUUCUACGAGGACAGACUCAUUUGUUGAAGAAUAUAUUGAGGAGAAAGAAUGCUAAUAAACACUGCGUUUCGCAUCCUGAACACACAGAAAAUGAAGAUGAGGAGCUAUUUAUGGACAUUGCAAAGUUAAAGCAAGAACAGAAGACCUUAGAACAAAAGCUUGAAAGCAUGAAUAAGAGGUUAGAAGCAACAGAGAGGAGACCACAACAAAUGUUGUCUUUUUUGUACAAAGUUGUCCAGGAUCCAGAGAAUUUACCUCGCAUGAAUCUUGAAAAGGAAAAUUUGAAAAGAUUGAGUUGUAAUAACGGUGAAAAGAAGAGAAGGCUCAUUAUGAAUUCAGCUACUUCAUCACAUUCUUUAUCAGGAAUGGAUUUGUCAAAUUUUUCUGUCAAGACCGAGUACAAACAAGAAGGUGCUGCACGAGAAGAAAUAUCGAAAAUAUUCUCCCCUGAUGCAAACUUGGAUGUCGAUAAGGGUUACAAGUCUUCUUCAUCGCUGGAGGCAUCAUCCCCUGAGUGGGUGAGCCAAACAUCGAUUACUGAUACGCCUGUUAUCAACCAAAAACCUGAGAAUUGUGCCAGCAUUUCUAGUUCUUCGACGAUAGGUUCAUGUGACGGAAAUGGUGGUUUCGUAGUUGCACCACUAGUUAAUGGUAUUGCUUGGUAUAAUAAAAGGGGUGGAAUGAACUCCAGUUACCCUGAAGGGGUUUUGGAUAGGGAGGAUGCUAGUCAGCCACCAGCAUAUCCAUUCUCUCUGUUUGGUGGUGGUCUUUAG
Fraxinus pennsylvanica is the source of this 1029-nucleotide messenger RNA. NCBI's taxonomy places the organism in Eukaryota, Viridiplantae, Streptophyta, Magnoliopsida, Lamiales, Oleaceae. The record is from the annotation of a GenBank genome assembly.